Galleria mellonella (greater wax moth) is the source of this 2620-nucleotide messenger RNA. RefSeq names its product tRNA (uracil-5-)-methyltransferase homolog A. The coding region runs from base 205 to 1983 and encodes 592 amino acids. Gene Ontology annotation, molecular function: nucleic acid binding; RNA methyltransferase activity. The transcript has 11 exons. NCBI's taxonomy places the organism in Eukaryota, Metazoa, Arthropoda, Insecta, Lepidoptera, Pyralidae. Gene Ontology annotation, biological process: RNA processing. The record is from RefSeq and is a predicted model, not a curated record.
UUAAUUAAAUUUGUCUAAAAAAAUAAACAUCCGCUUAACCUAAAAGUAAUACCAAAACAUUUGGUUUUUAUAAGUAUUUAUAAAAUAUAAAUAUUUCUCUCCGUCUGAAUUUCUUGCUAAUUCAUAUAUUUCUCCGUAUAAGGUGGCAGAGCAGCAAAAUUAUAGAACGUCGCCCCACCUGUUUACAAAUUAUACUCAAUCAAAAUGACAGAAAAUACAGUAACGAUGCAAGAAAAUAUAAAUAAAGAGGACGAUAAAAUCAGUGAAGAGUAUGCCUAUUUAGACAGAGGUGGAUUCUCCUCUGAAAAAUUUAAAAUUGAGCUUCGCGGCUUACCUAAAUUCUAUGGAAUAGCAGAGUUAAAGAAGUUAAUGAAUCAGAAGCUUAACCUUAACACUAGUAAAAUAAAACGGCCCAAGAAUGGUAGCCACUGGCUCUAUGCUUGCUUUCAAAAUGAUGAUGAAAGAACAAAGGCUAUAACAGCUCUAAAUGGUUAUUCCUGGAAAGGUAAAACACUGAUAGCUGAAGUAGCUAAACCAGCUCCAGAUCCUCUAGUAAGAAAAAGGAAACAGGAUGAGGAAGGUACAGUACAGGGAAAGAAGAAAAAAGAAGAAAAUACAAAAAGUCAAGAAGAAAGACUGAAAGAUGCCACUACGCCUUAUUGGAAUGUACCUUAUGAAGAACAGCUUAGAUUAAAAGAGAAAGAGAUUAGACAUCUACUAAUGAAGUUUGAUAAUGAAAUAUGGAAAAUUAACAAAACUAAACGACAAGAAUUAGAAGCCAAACGCAAAUUACAUGAUGGCUUAAGUUUUGAAUUGAUGGGGAUAAAAAAAUCUCCAAUUACAGAAGGAUAUAGAAACAAAUGUGAGUUUACCGUUGGUGUGGAUGAGGAGACUAAUCUGCCAACAGUAGGAUUUAGACUCGGCGGCUAUGUUACCGGUGUUGUCGGAGUUGCCCCAAUACAAUCAUUGAACCACAUCUCUGAGGAAACUAAAAAGGCUGUUUUGUUGUUUGAAGACUUUGUUCGCAAGUCUGAAUUGGCCCCUUUUUCUCCAGCAGACUACACGGGCUAUUGGAGGUACCUUACGGUCAGACAUUCUAUGUCAACUGGAGAUAUUAUGCUUAUUGUUUUUAUGCACCCACAAGAUCUGUCAGAAGAACAAUUAGAAAAUAUAAAGAAGCAACUAAUAGAUCACUUCAGUACACAAGAAGCAAACGCGUGUGGUAUCAAAUCGCUGUAUUUUCAAUUGAUUACGAAAAAAAGAAUAGGCGAAGAUGCUUCUAAAGCGAUGCACUUGAUGGGAUCCACACAUAUAACUGAUACUUUAUUAGGGCGCCAAUUUAGGAUAUCUCCGGAAGCAUUCUUUCAGGUGAACACGGCAGCCGCCGAAAUAUUAUACCAAAGUGCAAUAGAUAUGAGUGAAAUCAAAGAAAAGUCCACUGUGAUAGACAUAUGCUGCGGCACUGGCACUAUAGGGUUGUGUUUUGCCAAGCAUUGUAACAAAGUUUUGGGUCUCGAGGUGAUACCCGAAGCCGUAAAGGACGCUCAAGCGAAUGCAAAACUGAACAGCAUAGAAAAUUGCGAUUUCUUCACCGGGAAAGCUGAGGACAUCUUGCACUCGGUGCUGGCUAGAACGACUGCUGACGAUACCAUUGCGAUCGUUGACCCGCCCAGGGCCGGAUUACACAUGCGAGCUAUAACCCAACUGCGGAACACAAGAAAGGUGAAGCGGCUCGUAUACAUAACAUGUAGCCCGGCGUCGGCUGUAAAGAACUUGAUCGACCUGGCGCGGCAAUCGUCGAAGACGCUGCGCGGCGCCCCGUUCGUGCCCGUCCGGGCGGUGCCCGUCGACAUGUUCCCGCACACCAAACAUGUAGAGUUGGUGAUACUGUUUGAAAGAGAACAAGAGGAAACGACUGUCGAAGAAGAUGUCAUCCAUAAAAUCGAAACUAAUGAAGAAGAUAAUAAAACUAUAACUGAAUAGUAAUCAUAAGAAUUUAUUUUAUAAUAAUAAUAAUAAUUUAGGACUAUACUAAUAAUUGGUAAAACUGUAUUGUUUUGCUAUUUCCAGCAUCACUGGCUGAUAAUAGAAAAGUGUAAAAUUUCAGCCCGUCUCAAUCAAGAAAGUGAGAACUAUAAAAUAUAACUAAUUUAAAAAAAAAACACUAUCUUUGGUCUAUGACGUUACCAAAUAAGUCUAUGGUGCAGUGAAGUUCAUAACGUAAUAAGAAUUUGUUUAUAUUUAUAACAUCUACUAUUUACAAAAUUGUGUACAAGCUGAGUCUUACUUUCUGUAAUUCUACAAUUAAUUCUAUAAUUUUGAUACUAAUUUAAUUAGAUAACUGCAGAUAUUAUUUUGAUAUAAAUACAUGGAAUUUUACUAUGGAAUUAAUUGCCUUUAAAUAUCCCAUAGAAGAUGGCUGUUUUCUACUUAACUCGGUUGUCAAGAUAGUUCAAUAUGUUCAAGUGCGAGUAGUGAAUGAUGCCGAUAUAUUGUUUUUGUCAAACCUUUGACAAUCUACAAUAUUAAGAUCAUUUAAAUAUUCAAUAUAAAAGCAAGUGAUGCUUUUAUUAGUGUUCAUAAAUAUUUAUAUUGUUAAGUAAUAAAUAUUUUCUGUUAA